AUACUAACUCGCAACACUAAACAACAAACGCACACGUUUUAUCCCAAAAAACAAAAACAUACUCGAACAAUUACACUGUUACCUAAGUAUCCAUGGACGAUGACAACGAUGAUGACUACCUGCCGCCAGUGUCCACUAAUACCUUUGCCGUGCCUCAAGAGUCCGAGCUGCUAGUCGAGUAUGAGCUCUAUAGACCUUCGCCAGCUUGCAGGCGUUUGCGCAGUGAGCACAAGCGUGGAGUUUAUAGCGAGGCGUUCAUAGAGAAUGAACGCUUGGGUACUUUGGCGGAUCUAUGUGUGCGUGCGCUGGCCAAGCUGGGCACGCGGUAUAUAGCGCCGCAGGUGCGCGAUGAUCCAUCGAAGCUGCGUAUACACUACGAUGCGCUGGAUGUGAACUUGCCGCUCCAGGAUUGCUAUUUUGUGGAUGAUGUGCACUUCUGGAGACGCGUGGUGCUGGCCAAGAGCACGGAUCAUGCGCUGCAGCUGAAGAGGGUGGAUGAGUACGACUGGAAGGGCAUGGGCAUAAGCUUGAAGUAUGUGGAGCUGGUGGAGGCGUGCUCGGCCAGCUAUUGGCCAGAGGAGCGCAUGGCGCACUUGGGACAGCUGGUGCGGCAAUUUGUGCGCACUAUGCACAUAACGGGGGAAAACCAAUUUUUUUCUUUCUUGCAAAGGAUAAUGGAGGAGCAGGACCCUCUUUCUUCACUUUUAGUCUUAACACUUUUAUUGAUUAUGAAUUCUGCAAUACACAUGGAGCGCGAUUAUCACAAGCGCCACAUGAACUUCAGCUACGAUGAUAUGCAGCGCUUGGCCAGAGGCUUGCAGACGCUGAAGCAGCUCAAGGUGUUUCGCCUGCGCAACAGUCGCAUGGACAGCAUCAAGCUGUUGAUACUAGCGCGCGCCUUGAAGCAGCUGGAUGAGCUGGAGAUGCUGGACUUUGGCUACGAUCAGCUGCAGGACGACUGCGCUGUGGGGCUGGAAAUGCUGCUGGACCGCAAGCAAAUGAUUAAGGCGCUCGAGUUGGAGUACAAUAAGCUGGGGCAGGACAGCUUGGUGGCCAUAGGCACUGCCUUGAAGCAGCAUGAGAACGAUAAUCCCGACGGCAGCCCACUGGAGUAUCUGGGCUUGGCGCACAAUCCGCUCAACGACUUGGGCAUCCAGGUGCUGGUCCAUAACAUUGUGGGCACCAAGCAUGUGCAGGAGCUGAAUAUAUCCGGCACGGAAUGCAGCCCGGGCACGGUUGCCCAUGAGCUGAGCAAUCUGUUGCGUCGUCAUGCGCCGCUGCGUCGUUUGGAUAUGGUGGCCAUACCGCUUUGCCCUUCCACAGGCAGACAGCUCAUCUGCGGACUUGAAGUCAAUCACAAAAUUCUGCACUUUGACUGUCGCGGCUGCGACUUGGACCUGGAGCAGGAGUUCGAGGCGGAUAUUAUAGUGCGUCGCAACAAUUACGAACUGCAGCAUUCCUACUUGGGCGAUGAGACGCAAACGGAGCAGAGCAUCCUCGAGCACUUGGCCAGCAUUAAGCAUCCGAUUGUGGCCAAGCUUAUGGCUGAUAUGGAGCGACGCGCUGAGUGCAUCAAGGAACGCCCCACACACUCGACUACUGAGCUCAGCGUCGAGGAGGAGAAGGAAGUGGAGAAAGAGGAGGAGUUUGACAUUUGGAAAAUGCUCGGUGUGCGACCGCCCUCUAUCGUUGUCCAAGACCGAGUCUCAGUCUAUGCCAGCUUAAAUCGUAGCUCUAUUCAUCGCAGCGGAAUCUCGUUCAAAUACAAGCCCAACGAAUUCAACUUGGAUGAGUUUCGGGAGCAUGUGGAUAGGCUGGGUCCCAUGGAUCGUCACUACUAUUUGCAGCGACAGCGUGAAUACUAACAGAAAUAUAUUGUUAAAAUUUAUAAAGUUAGCUAUAGCUUAAACUAAUUUCGAACUUAAAAUAAACGCAACUAAAUAUAAACUAUAUUCAAAUU
Messenger RNA from Drosophila busckii, 1960 nucleotides. RefSeq names its product dynein regulatory complex subunit 5. Lineage: Eukaryota; Metazoa; Arthropoda; Insecta; Diptera; Drosophilidae. Gene Ontology annotation, molecular function: GTPase activator activity; small GTPase binding. Gene Ontology annotation, biological process: nucleocytoplasmic transport; activation of GTPase activity. Bases 93 to 1865 code for a protein of 590 amino acids. Gene Ontology annotation, cellular component: perinuclear region of cytoplasm; cytosol; nucleus. The record is from RefSeq and is a predicted model, not a curated record. The transcript is spliced from 2 exons.